UGUGAGCUCGGCCAUCAUUGUGCACGAAAAUGCAUCUUUGGAUUUCAUAUGUUUUGCUAAGUGCAAUGUCAGUGUGCAUUGUUGAGAUGUUUGGCAGUUAUGGAGAAAUAUGUCAACGACUGUGUGCCUGUGAGGAGAGAGAGGGCAUUCUCACAGUGAGCUGUGAAAACAGAGGAGUUUCAAGUAUCUCAGACAUAAGCCCAGUGUACUUCUCCCAGUAUCAUCUGCUGCUAACAGGAAACCUUUUGAAAAAGCUAUCUGCUAAUGACUUCGUUGACUACAAAGGACUUACAAUAUUACAUCUGGGAAAUAAUGACAUAUCUGAAGUGGAAGCAGGAGCUUUUAAUGGACUUCAGGGAUUAAAACGAUUGCAUCUCAACAAUAACAAAAUAGAUGCCUUGAAGGAAGAGAUUUUCUUUGGCCUUGAAAGUCUGGAAUAUCUACAAAUUGAUAAUAAUUAUAUCACCCACGUGGCGCCUAAUGCCUUGAGCAGAUUUCAACAUCUGGAGGUCCUGAUUCUAAAUGACAACUUAAUAUCUUCUCUGCCAGUGAACAUUUUCCAGUAUGUACCCUUGACUCAUUUAGACUUAAGGGGGAAUCAGCUUAAAGUCCUCCCCUACUCAGGUCUGCUGGAGCACAUGAACAGCGUUGUGGAGUUACAGCUGGAGGAGAAUCCGUGGAACUGUUCGUGUGAGCUCAUUGCUCUUAAAACCUGGCUCGAGAGCAUAUCAUAUUCAGCUUUAGUUGGAGACGUUGUUUGUGAGUUCCCUUUCCGGCUUCAUGGGAGAGAUCUCGAUGAAGUUUCAAAACAGGAGUUGUGCCCGAGGAGAGCCAUUGCUGAAUAUGAGAUGCCCCAGCUGCCACAUUUGAGCACCGAUGCAUACUAUAGGACCACACCAGCUCUACUCCCAGCCUCCUUCACCUCAUCUGCAAUUGCACGGUCCUCAUCAAGACCCACUAAGGGACCCCGCCAGUCAAGAAAAUUAAAAUCAAGGCCCACUGCUCUGAUCUCAUCAAACAAACCACAAAAUUAUGGGCAAAUUAUUUCAUAUCAAACCAAAUCCCCUGUGCCUUUAGAUUGCCCAACUGCCUGCACAUGUAACCUUCAAAUUUCAGACCUUGGCCUGAAUGUGAACUGCCAAGAGCGAAAAAUUGAGUCCAUCUCCGACUUAAAUCCCAAACCUUACAAUCCCAAAAAGAUGUAUCUAACUGGGAAUUUUAUCCCUGUGGUGCGUCGAUCAGAUUUUAUUGAGGCAACUGGAUUAGAUUUGCUUCACCUGGGUAACAAUCGAAUAUCUCGCAUACAUGACCGAGCUUUUGGCGAUUUGACACAUCUAAGAAGACUAUACCUUAACGGGAAUGUGAUUGACCAUCUUACAGCUAACAUGUUUUAUGGCCUGGAGACUUUACAGUUCUUAUACUUAGAAUACAACAUCAUUAAAGAGGUGACUUCUGACACCUUUCAGCAUGUUCCCAAACUUCAGCUUCUUUUUCUGAACAAUAACCUCUUGAAAACGUUACCAGUCGGAACAUUAAACGGCCUCACAUUGGCCAGACUGAAUAUUCGGAGCAACCAUCUCCGAUACCUGCCGGUCAGCGGCGUGCUAGAUCAGCUUACAGCACUGGUGCAGGUAGAUUUGUUUGAGAAUCCCUGGGAUUGCUCUUGUAGGAUACUGGAGUUAAAGAUGUGGCUGGAGCAGCUUAGCACAGGCACGGUUGUAAACAAUGUCAUCUGUGGAUCGCCUAAGAAGCUAGCUGGGGAGGAUAUGAGAUACAUUAAGACAACAAAUGUCUGCCCUAAUAACUCUGAUAUACUUGCCUCCAUGAUCCCACCCUCGGAAGAAUCUUUUCCUGGCAGCACUAUCACCAUAGAAACAUCCUUGGACUAUGACACACAAUACAGCGCCAUUCCUUUAUCUGUGAUGAUUCUAGCCCUUCUCCUCAUCUUCAUUGUGUCUGUGUUUGUGGCUGCAGGAUUGUUCGUGGUAAUGAAAAAGAGACAUCAAAAGUGUCAAAUAGAGCAUAAUAACUCCAUGAAUGCUUGCAUUAGCUCUCUCAACAUUGAAUACGGCCUCUACAAAAAGGGAUCCAUUCCCAAAGUCAGAACAUCUGCAGGACAUGUAUAUGAGUUCAUCCCACCUCCCGCAGAACCCACAUGCAGAACUACUGCCCAAACCCCGACGGACAGCAAAUCAGUGGAUGGAUUUAGAGACUUUGACGAGUUGAGCGGUGCUUUUCUGGGUAACUCGGAUGAAGAGGCAGCCAGUAAUGUAAUAAGCUUGGAAUACAGUGCCACUACUCCAGAGCCUCUUAACAAGUCCUCCAUCCCUCACCGAGAUGAUCAUGAGUGUUACUACAGAGAUGUACUUGAACCUGACAAGCACACACACUACAGCAAUACGUUACCAUGCAGGCAUGCGGCACGCUCUUCAAGUCUGUAUACCUCAGACUUUGAUGCAAGGAAUCAAUACGUGCAGCCAGACAGAAUACAACAGACAAUACUGUAUUGUGCAGCACCAAGUACUGUGUAUGUGGAGCCCAACAGGAGCGAGUACUGGGAACUGAAAGCAAAGCUUCAUAUUGAUCCAGACUACCUUGAAGUUCUGGAGAAGCGAACAACAUUUUCACAGUUUUGAGAGAUCUGACACCUGGGCGGUCAGAUCGGAUGCAUUGUUGCAAUGUUUCUAUUUUUAUCAGGAAUCAGACCCUGUUUGAAAAACAGGCAGAACUAUUUCAUGACAUUUAUAAGUACAAUGCAAUGUGACCUAGACUAUAUGCAUUUCUGGACAUUGUGUGUUACAGCAUUGAGUAACAAAGUGGAACACUUCUCAGUUUAAAGUAACCCUUAACCCCUGUGGUAUUCAACAGUUUGAUCAUUUGUAAAUAUCAACCAGAAAUGAUUGGGUUUUAUGACUCAUCCCUACCUAAAAUACAUCCUAGAGCUGUUUGAUUGACCAUAAUGCGAGACCGAGCUUUUUUCUCUCAAAUUAGCUGCAUUAUGAUGUCAAUGAAGUGUGCAGAUAAUGUUCUUAUCCCAAAAUAACUUAGAUUUGUUUAACAGUUAUACCCAUGGCUACAAAAUUGAACAAAUCAAAUUCAUUUUAACAGGAAAUGUAUCUGUAAACAUUAAUUUGACCUACGUGUGUAGGUGUAACAAAAGACGCAUCUGUUUUAUACCCUGAAAUUGUGCUCCAGUAAAAAAUGUAGUCACACAUUAGGGAGGCACUUUUUCCUCCCGCUUGCACAGCUCUGGGAUGAUAAUAUUAAGUGCAUGAGGUCAUAAAAGUAAUUACAAUUUAAUAUCUCAAAUCACAGAUUAUGAGACCAGUCAAUGCUCUCUUGUUGCAGAUUUGUAAGAGAUUCAUUAAUAUUUCCUAAAAAUACACUGAACAAACCUAAUCUGUGAUGAGAGCCUCCCCAUCUCCAAACCAACUACAAUUGUGGAUUAUGGACACGUGUUGCUCUUUUAUUGAAUUACAUAUCAAUGCAUUGUUUUAAUCAGAAAUGUUGCAACUAAAAGAUUAUAAUCAAAGUUGUAUUCAGAUGUACUGUAGCUGUACUGGGAGCUUUAAAGAUCUAUAUCAUUUGUCACAAACCUGUAUGCUCUUGCAAACAUACAGCUUGAAAACAUACUUGUUGAGAAAAUGUAAUGUGUCUUUAUUUAUUCGUACCAGAACCAAAGCAAAAGAAAAUCGUCUCAUAACAUAUGCAAAGUUUGACACUCACAAUACUACAUUUCUGUGUUUUAUUGUAAACUGACAACCUUUUUUUACGUCUGAAUACACUUACAAAAGCUAUCUUCCAGUUGCAACAUAUUUGAGUAGAUUGUCAAUACAAUAUGAGUAUCUUCCUGCUCCUGUCGAAAAUUAAACUGAAAAUGUUUCAAAAUAUUUUAAAUGA
Notothenia coriiceps (black rockcod) is the source of this 3900-nucleotide messenger RNA. It is a transcript of the gene slitrk5b, whose product is annotated as SLIT and NTRK-like family, member 5b. Gene Ontology annotation, biological process: axonogenesis; positive regulation of synapse assembly. The record is from RefSeq and is a predicted model, not a curated record. Gene Ontology annotation, molecular function: protein binding. Bases 30 to 2636 code for a protein of 868 amino acids. The transcript has a single exon. NCBI's taxonomy places the organism in Eukaryota, Metazoa, Chordata, Actinopteri, Perciformes, Nototheniidae.